ACGGUGAGUCCAAGUUCAAAGCUAUGUUUCUUUUGGAUGAGCCCUUUAGAUGACGAGUCUGAAUCUGCUAGCGUGCGGUUUCCUCACGACAGUACCUAUGACGAGUCUUUCAAAUUUUACCAUUCAUGCAUAUCUGAUAUUUUUCGCUUUUCUUGUCGAGCUCUUGCAAAUGCAUCUUACUGACGAGAACUUAUCCCAGAUUCCACCAUCGCAAUGCCCUCUGCUGUCGAUGAUGAUUGGUCUGAUUCCGAUGAUGAGAUCGGUUCAGAAGUAGAGACGGCGGUGUUGCUAGGCAUCCCCGAUGGCAUAGUGGAGACUGAGACUGAUAUCAAGGAUGCUGCGGUUUCUCGCAUUGGCGGGCAUCCUGCAAUGUUGCCUUCGAGAGAACCCUCAUUCUCUUCAUCUCAAUGCAAGAUCUGUUCGUAUCCCAUGGAAUUACUUGUACAAGUCUGGUGCCCACUCGAGGACAGUCCUAUGGAUAGAGCAUUGUACAUCUGGGGAUGUUCCCGAAGUGCAUGUCAAAGAAAGGAUGGGAGCGUUCGUGCUUGGCGAGCUCUGAGAUACAACGUAGAGUAUGCGGCGAAGCUCGCAAAAAAGUUGGCGAAGAAGCAAGCGCAACAGAAGACGACUUCACCUGUGAAGACUGCACCAACAACCAACCCGUUUUCAAUGCAGGCGGGAUCUGCUCCUAGUCAUUUUGGAUUGGGUGAUCACAUUUUCGGACAGCCAGCUCCCAUAGUCGCUGCCCCCGCGAUUGAAGACGAGCCAGAGGAUACAAGUGACGUGGAAAGCGUCACAUCCGAAUCUUCCGCACAAUCAUUAAUUACUGCGAUAGCAUCAACCACGAUUGAUGAUUCACCAUGGCGGGCUGCUCCGUCAUUUCCUCCUCUGUACCUUUCAACGACCUCGGAAUAUUUACCUCCUCCGCCCAAGACCAAAAUCUCUCAGAGUACCCGUAUAGAGGAUCCUGCAGAUGACGAUUCUAAAGACGGAAAGGAUGUGAGCUGGGCAUUCGAACCAUACGAGAACUCCUUGGAGGUGGACGGUAUAUUUGAUCGGUUCACGAAGCGAGUGAGCAACACAGGAGAACAAUGUCUCAGAUAUGAACUGAAAGGCAUCCCCCUGCCUUUUUCUUCGGAUAAAGUGUUCGACAGAUUAUUCCCUGUCCCUCAUCAGGACCCCCUCCCAGUGACAAAGGCUACUUUCAAGGUCGUCCCUGCUGUUAGACGUUUAUACAGCACUGUAUCAAUACCCCCGUGCCCGGCGUGCAAGGCCGCGCGCGUCUUCGAAUGUCAACUUAUGCCCAACCUGAUCAACGUGCUCAGGACCUCGAUCAAGGAUGAAGACGCGCAGAAUUUGACAGACGAACAAAGGAUGAAGGUGGUACAGGAAGUGCUGCAGAAAAAGGCUACGUCUGAUAAGCGAGGUAUGGAGUGGGGCACUUGCAUGAUUUUUUCGUGUGAAAAGGACUGUUGCCUUGAUGACGACGGUGGUGACAAGGAAUGUUGGAGAGAAGAGUUUGUUCUCAUUCAGUGGGACGACUGAAUGUUAAGAAGUAUUGUAUAUUCCCGGUCUUGAUUACUUUGCAACACAUGCAUUUGAUUGAUCCUGCUUGUCGGGUCGUUGAGGACAAUAAUUGAAUCACUUAA
This is a messenger RNA of Suillus subalutaceus, 1649 nucleotides long. RefSeq names its product programmed cell death protein 2. Lineage: Eukaryota; Fungi; Basidiomycota; Agaricomycetes; Boletales; Suillaceae. Bases 214 to 1545 code for a protein of 443 amino acids. The record is from RefSeq and is a predicted model, not a curated record. Gene Ontology annotation, cellular component: cytoplasm. Gene Ontology annotation, biological process: maturation of SSU-rRNA. The transcript has 5 exons.